AUGAAGACCAAUACUCUUUUAACCACAUUAGCAUUAGCUCUUGUUUCCAAUGCAGCAACCAUUCCAACUUCUGCAUCAACUUGGACCACACUUACUGCUACUGACUCCGUUCCAUCAUCAGUUGGUGCUUUGACUACUUUCAGUGGUUCAUUUGCCAUCUCACUUAUCUACCUUUCAUCAGCAUCCGAAACCGCUUCAGCUAAUGCAAAGAGAGAUGUUCUUGCUCAAAUCAGUGAUGGUCAAGUUCAAGCCCAAUCAACCACCGCAGCUGCUGAAAGCACUGCUUCUGUUCUUGCACAAAUCAGUGACGGUCAAGUUCAGGCCCAAUCUACCGCUUCCGUUCUUGCACAAAUCAGUGAUGGUCAAGUCCAAGAACAAACUACUGCUGCUGUCCUUGCACAAAUCGGUGACGGUCAAGUUCAGGAACAAACUACUACUGCUGCCGCUGAAACAACCGCUGCUGUCCUUGCUCAAAUUGGUGAUGGUCAAGUCCAACAACAAACCACUGCUGCUGCUGAAACAACCGCUUCAGUUGUUGCUCAAAUCUCUGAUGGUCAAGUUCAAGAACAAACCACUGCUGCUGCUGAAACCACUGCCGAAGUUGUUUCUCAAAUCUCUGAUGGUCAAGUUCAAGCCACCUCCGCUGCUGAAACCACUGCUGCAGUUGUUUCUCAAAUCUCUGAUGGUCAAAUCCAAGCUACUUCUGCAACCACUGCCGCAGUUGUUUCUCAAAUUUCCGAUGGUCAAGCUCAAGCCACCAGCUCUGCUUCUUCUUCAUCUUCUUCCUCCGACGAUGAUGAUUUCGAUGAAACCUGUUCUGCUUCCAACUCCUUAGUAUUAAAGUUAGCUGAUGGUAUCUUAACUGACUCUGCCGGAAGAAUCGGUGCUAUCGUUGCCAACCGUCAAUUCCAAUUCGAUGGUCCACCACCUCAAGCUGGUACCAUCUACGCUAAGGGUUGGUCCAUUGUCCCACUUUCUUACUACGGUUCAGAUGAUUCCGAAUCAUCUUCCAAGAGAUCUGCCACUUGGGGUAAGUUAGCCCUUGGUGACAAGACCACCUUCUACAGAUGUUUAUCUGGUGACUUCUACAACUUGUACGACGAAAGCAUCGGUGGUCAAUGUUCUGAAGUUGAAUUUGCUGUCUUAAGAAUCGUUGACUGUUAA
Molecule: messenger RNA, 1164 nt
Organism: Dujonia railenensis
Lineage: Eukaryota; Fungi; Ascomycota; Pichiomycetes; Serinales; Debaryomycetaceae
Source: the annotation of a GenBank genome assembly